Suillus clintonianus is the source of this 456-nucleotide messenger RNA. RefSeq lists its product as uncharacterized. The transcript is spliced from 2 exons. The record is from RefSeq and is a predicted model, not a curated record. NCBI's taxonomy places the organism in Eukaryota, Fungi, Basidiomycota, Agaricomycetes, Boletales, Suillaceae. Bases 1 to 456 code for a protein of 151 amino acids.
AUGUCGCGCAUCUUUCAUUCCAGUGCAGCCCAGAAGAGAAUACCUGAUACUCAAGAUGUGAGCAGACUCAUUCGUUGGGGAGAUGUCAUACAUAUCAAUCUCGGCGGAUAUCAUAUGUCCCCCUCCUCAGCUCGUACUGUCAACAAGACUCUCGGUAUCAAUGAUACUCAGUUCAAAGACGGCCAACUGAAAAUCCCGAUCAAUAACUGGCUCGCAGAUAAUAAACCGGACGUUUUGAGUGGAUGCCUUACAUGGCAGUUCGACCCACUUAGCAGUCGUGUGUUCUUCUUCACACACUUUUGUGAUGACUGGGUGUGGCCAGAAGAAGACGAGGAAGAUCUUCGGGUCAAGAACUGGCUAAAGGAGAACGGCGCCACUGACACGGAAUGGAUAGCCUUAUAUGAUGAGUAUGGCUUCACUCACUUCGGAUUGAAACCUCUCGCAAUGGCCGAGUGA